Molecule: messenger RNA, 1398 nt
Organism: Nelumbo nucifera (sacred lotus)
Lineage: Eukaryota; Viridiplantae; Streptophyta; Magnoliopsida; Proteales; Nelumbonaceae
Product: B3 domain-containing protein Os01g0723500-like
Molecular function (GO): DNA binding
Source: RefSeq, a predicted model, not a curated record
UGAUCUGCUCUGGACUCUUGUUUGACACACAGAUCGUGUGCGUGUUUCAUUGGACCGUCUGUCUGAGAUGGAUGGUAGCGGCAGCCGAUGUGAUUGCCGACUUGCUGUUGGGGCAAUCCAUGCUGUGUGUUGUAUUGCAAUAUAAAGGUUUGAAUUACUAUCUGCCCAACGAACAAAUCUGAAAACAUGGACUGUACAGUUGCUAAUUCCUGUCGUCGGAACAGACCUUCCUUCUUCAAAGUCUUACUCCGCCGGGAAGACUUCAGGCUACUGCGGAUACCACCAUCAUUUAUCAAGCAUUUCAAUGGUUCAGUUUCCAAAGCAUCCAUCCUUAGGGGUCCAACAGGAAAACCCUUGCAUGUGAAGGUUAAAUGGGUUAAGAAGCAAUUGUUUUUCUGCAAUGGCUGGGGGAGAUUUGUGAAACAUCACUCUUUAGCUUUGGGGGAGUUUCUAGUUUUCAGGUAUCAUGGUAAUUCAAAAUUCAGUGUUAAGGUAUACGAUGCAAGUGCUUGUGAAAAGGAAGUACCUUCACUCGAGGUUGGGACUCAGGGUCAGAGUCAUCCCUACCAAGAUCAAGAAAACCAGAUUAGAUUGAUAGCCAGAGAUAUCAAGAAAGAACCGGUUGCUGACUGCUACACAACAGAAGAAAAUCAGGGAAGGUCGUCAAUGGCCAAGCACAUUAAGAAGGAGGAGAUAGUUGCCGACUCCUGCCCAAGGAAAGAAACUCAAGGCAAGAUCCUGAGCAAAAAACUCAAGAAAGAAGUGAAAAUUGGUUCUUGCCGAAAGAAAGAAAAUCAAGGCAAACCGUUGGCCAAAGACAUCAAGAAGGAAACAAUUGUUUCUGGUGUAGUAAAUUGUGGAUAUGUUAAUGGUCCAAAGAGGAGAGCUGUCAUCAAGGCUAGAAAUGCAGCAUUUGAAGCUGCCUGUUCAUAUAAAACAGAGCACCCYCAUUUCACUAUUCCUUGCUGUGAGUCUAGAAAAUAUCAAAUGACUAUUCCGAAGGCUUUUGCGGAAGAGAACGUCCUUGGAAGCAAGGUGAAAACAAUGCUGCUUUGGGAUCCUGAGGGGAGGCCAUGGCCUGUGAAGGUCAAAAAGAGGACAGAUGGCCGUGUGGACCUGGGAUCUGGGAUGGUUCAAUUUUGGAAAGCAAACAGCAUUGAAGAGGGUGAUGCCUGCACCUUUGAGUUAAAAGGAAAUUCUUUCUGCGUCAAGAUAUUCCGGACAAAAGGAUUUGGAGAAUCCAUUAAUGCAAAACCUGUCGUAGCUACUAGGACAGUGAGGAGAAUUCAAAAUAUGAUAUAACUGAGUCAGUUAAUGGGCACAGAAACUGUGAGGAGUGGAGCAACAAAACCUGUUUGUACCAUCCUUUGAAUGCACCAUCUCAAGAAGACAUGUUAA